ACUCCAGAGCUGCAGACCAGACUGAGCAGCAGUGAGUCCAGGAUCGAGAUGCUGGAGCGAGAAAAUGCAGUCCAAGCUGCAGCCCUGAAGUCUUUGGAAACUCGACUGACUGCCACCGAGAGCAAAACAAGUGACCUAGAAACAGAGAACGCAGAGAGGAAGGUGGCCUUUUACACAGCUCUGACUGAUUCAGGAACUGUUGGACCAUUCAACACAGACAUCACACUGAAAUACAGCAAAGUCUUCACCAACAUCGGCGAUGCUUACAAUCCAUCUACAGGUUUCUUCACAGCUCCAGUCAGAGGGGUCUACUACUUCCAGUUCACUAUGUGUGGUAACCAAGCAGGUUACAUGGGUGUACAGGUUCACAAGAACAACCAGAGGAUCAUGUGGAAUAAUGAGACUAAGGAAGAGGGAGGGGUUGAAUAUUUGACUAACUCUGUUGUCUUGGAGCUGAUGGCAGGAGAUGAAAUCCACCUCGUUCUCCCAUCAGGCUAUUCUCUCGUUGACACUGUUAACAACCACAACACCUUCAGUGGCUCCCUCCUCUUCACACUGUGAGGAUCCUUCAGCUGCUGUCUGACUCCUUAUUGGCUACACUGUGAUUUACUGCAUGUACCAAAUAAUGAGAUUCUGCAUCUGACUUCUCUGUUGUGUCAUCACAUGAAAGCAACAUUGAAAUAAAUCUGUGAAGCAUUCAGAAAACAAUGUUUAAUCCCUCUUAUUCUCCACACACCAGCUUUAUAAAUAUCAUAUUUCAUAUCUGAAAUAUAGACAUUAUUGUUAUUUUAGCCUCAGUUUAAAUCAAGUGUGCUGCAGACAUGAAAGGGUUACUGUCCUGAAAGCUGUUAUCCAAUCAGAUGUUUUUGCUGUUGUCUCUAGGCAGACAAACAUUAACGUUCCUCCCUUUCUGUCGGGGCACGAGAUAAUACACAGCUACAUGCUGUCAAAGUGCAGAGUCAGCACUAUUUUAUCACGAAGAACUUGUUUUAAACUUGGACUGGAUUAAUAUAAAUAUAGAGAGAGUUUUAAUGUUUAUUUCUAAAAUGAAUAUAUGAUCACUCUGUUAUUUAAAUGGCAUUACUUUGGCUGAAGAGCAGAUCAACAGUUUUACAAACAGUUUACAGGGACACAGAGUUAAAGCUGCCAGACUCCAUUGACAAAAACAAGAAUUUGACCCGACAGAAUUCGGCAGUUUGAGC
Molecule: messenger RNA, 1202 nt
Organism: Centropristis striata (black sea bass)
Lineage: Eukaryota; Metazoa; Chordata; Actinopteri; Perciformes; Serranidae
Product: complement C1q-like protein 2
Exons: 4
Coding region: 49-561 (170 amino acids)
Molecular function (GO): protein binding
Source: RefSeq, a predicted model, not a curated record